UAGGAAUAGCAAGAGAAGAUAAUGAUUGUGAACAGGUAUUAGUAGGAAUAACAGGAGAUAAUUAUGAACAGGUAUUAGUAGGAAUAGCAGGAGAUAAUUAUGAACAAGUUGUAUUAGUAGAAAUAGCAAGAGAUAAUUAUAAACAUGUUGUAUUAGUAGAAAUAGUAUUAGAAGAUAAGUUAAAAAUAUUAUCAGUAGGUAAAUUAUUAUCAGAAGAUGAUAAAUUAUUAUCAGAAGGUAAUAAAUUAUUGUCAGAAGAUAAAGAUAUAUUAAUAUUACCUUAUUCUGAUAUAGAAAUAGAGCCUUUUUCAGCAAAUAUGUUCUUUUUAAUAGAAUGUGAUCCUGAAAACUAUAAAAGAGCAAAUAUAUUCUCCUUAGUAGAAUAUAAUUCUGAAGACUAUGAAAGA
Molecule: messenger RNA, 407 nt
Organism: Scutellospora calospora
Lineage: Eukaryota; Fungi; Glomeromycota; Glomeromycetes; Diversisporales; Gigasporaceae
Source: the annotation of a GenBank genome assembly